Messenger RNA from Aspergillus fischeri NRRL 181, 3660 nucleotides. RefSeq names its product putative cellular morphogenesis protein (Rax2). The transcript has 3 exons. Lineage: Eukaryota; Fungi; Ascomycota; Eurotiomycetes; Eurotiales; Aspergillaceae. Gene Ontology annotation, biological process: positive regulation of establishment of bipolar cell polarity regulating cell shape. The coding region runs from base 1 to 3660 and encodes 1219 amino acids. Gene Ontology annotation, cellular component: plasma membrane of growing cell tip. The record is from RefSeq and is a predicted model, not a curated record. Gene Ontology annotation, molecular function: protein binding.
AUGAGGGCUGCCUCACUGUCUGGGCCUGCGACGGCUGGUUUUUCGUACGCCCUCCUAUUGAACUUCUUGACAGUUUUGCAAGCAGUUCCUACUGUGGGACUAUCAUUUACUUCGGUUUCGGAACCUCAGUUGGAUCUGUCGCCUUUAGGCCGAGUCGCUUUUACGGGAGAUUUCGAUGCUGUGUCAAUUUAUUCGUAUACCGAACAAUCGAAGACAGCUUCGGUCCACGAUGCCGGACAAUCGAUUCUGACACCACUUCCAAAUGGCGGGCUUACAGCGCUUUCGUCCUCCAAUGCCCAGAUUCGUGCAAUGUGCGCAUUCACGCGAAAGGAUGGAACCUACGAAGGUAUCUUUGUCGGAGGGAACUUCACUAAGCUAGGCGGCGUUGAAACCAAGGGUGCGGCGCUAUACAAGCCUGACUCGAACGAAGUUACAGCUUUGCCUGGUCUCUCAGGGUCGGUCUCGGCGUUGCUGUGCGACCGGGAGACCAACAGUGUCUACGUGGGUGGUUACUUCAAAUACGAGAACACAUCGAACGCGGUCGCUUGGGUUGGAGGUGAAGGCUGGAAGACACUGCCCUUCGAUGGGCUCAAUGGGCCGGUGGAAUCCAUCCUGAAGAAUGACGAUGGUCAUUUAAUUUUCGCUGGAUCAUUCGAUGGCGUCGGCAAUUCCACAUCGUCCAAGAAGAAGGAGCAGAUUGUCAACCUCCAGGAUGCCACAAUUACCUCCGAUGCAGUCUCGUCGAGAUCAGGCUACAGUGACCCGAGGAAUGUUAUUUGCCAAACCAGUGGCGAGGACGGCGAAGGAAAGACAUGGUUGCUUGCUGAUACCUCGCCAGGCUUCUGGAGAGCAGAUAUGGGUUUUGAGUACAGACCUACUAAACUCCGUCUGUACAAUACCCAUUUCGAGGGCAGGGGCACCAAAACCUUCCUGUUCAGAAGGCUUCCGGACAAUGGCAUCAUGAAUUUCACAUACACAGAUCCUGAUACUGGCUACGACGUUCAUUGCGACUCUACUUGCCCCCUGUCCGACAGCGCAGACGAGGAAUACCGUGACUUCGAAUUUGUGAAUGUCGUGGGCAUGAGCGGAUUUCAAAUUGAAAUCUCCGACUGGUAUGGAUCUGGUGCCGGAUUGAAUGGAAUUGAGCUCUUUCAGGAAGACAUCUUCGCCUAUGCCGUGAAUGCGUUUAACGAGCCGACAUGUGCAAGCAUCAAGUAUCCUUCCAAAGCAACCCGGACGGGCUCUUGGUCGACAACAGAGUCCGGGCAGAGUUCAUCCAAGUACUUAACGGCUCAUGUCACCGAUUCUACUGCGGACGGCGCUUCUGUGGUCUUUGAGCCCGACGUCAAUCAGUCCGGAAACUAUAGUAUUCUUCUUUACACCCCUGGGUGCAUUCAAGAUGGAACCUGUGGCUCACGCGGUGUCGUCAACGUGACAGCCACUGUUACAACGGAUUCCGACGAGCCUAUUCAGACUGUUAUCCACCAAACCAAUCUCUACGAAAAGUACGAUACCAUCUACACCGGUCAUGUCGAUGCCAGCGGUAGUUCGUUUCGUCCGCAGGUGAAGCUGACUCCGGUGGCCGGCCAAGGAGACAUCACGGUGGUAGCAUCGAGGGUCGAGUUUAUGCUCACGAAUGCAUCAAGCAAUUCGACAAGUGGAGACUUGAAUGGACUUUUUGAAUAUGAUCCCGCUUCCAAGGAUACAAGCGCGAAUCUGACACAAUCUGCCGUGAAUAAAGCGGGGCUACAACUUGACUCUGGUGCAUCUGUGAAGGCUUUGGCCAAGCAUGACAAUAGAAUCUAUGCUGGGGGAAAUUUCUCAGAUUCUUCCAUCCACAAUAUCAUGUUUUUCAGUGAUGGAAAUGCGACUGCAAUGGCUGGGGGUGGUUUGGAUUCUGAAGUCACAUCGAUGGCGGUUCUGGACGACUUCCUCUACGUGGGAGGAAACUUUACCGAUACAUCUGAUGGCGGCAACCCGAACCUCAAACACAUCGCAGCUUAUUCUUUCGAUACUAAAACCUGGUCAGCUCUGGGCGGUGGUGUUAACGGCCCUGUCGACCGGAUAAUACCUUUACAGUUGAACGUCUCCAUGGAACUCAAUGAGACUGUGGUUGGGGUGAGCGGUGGUUUCAGCCGGAUACUCUCGUUUGGCAAUGAAUCAGCGUUCGAUGUAUCUGGGUUUGCUGUGUGGGUUCCCUCGCGCAAAAACUGGCUUCAAAAUCUUAACGUCAGCCAAAUCGAGUACACCGGGCAAUUAGCCUCUUACGCCAAAUAUGAAAACACAACUAUUCUCGCAGGCAAUCUAGCUUCAGGCGGUAUUGCAGCGGCAGGCGCUGUGGCGCUGCUAUAUAAUGAUGGGAUGAGUCUGGACCCCUUAUUGUCAAAGGUGGGCGGAACUGAUACCAGUGCUGGGACAUUCACCGGCACUUAUGACACAAAUUCUGGCCGCAACCUUACUAUUCUUGGUGGUCAUUUCACGACUAUCGCCAGCGAUGGUUCUUCAGUCCAAAAUCUCGCUAUUCUGAAUGGCGCUGACAAUACCAUCCGCGGCAUUGCCUCGGGGCUCGACAGCAAUUCCACCUUUUUGGCCUUGGCCGUCUCAGACGAUACCCUGUUUGCAGGUGGGAAUGUCACCGGAACCGUGGGCAAUUCCAUGAUUAAUGGGUUCGUGGCAUACAACUUGAAGAACGAGUCGUUCGUUGAGAAUGUGCCUCCCCCAUUUACCGGGAAAGACGUCUCCGUCAAUGCAAUAGCCUUCCGCCCCGGAACCACCGAAAUCUAUUUCGGGGGCAGCUUCCAAACAGCUGGAGCACUCCCUUGCCCGGCCGUCUGUUUCUAUGAUACAACGGAGGCACAGUGGACUCGACCAGGUGUGACUUUAUAUGGUAACGUCUUGGCACUCAAGUGGAUCAACAAUAAGCAAUUGAUUGCCGUUGGAAAUCUUACUGUUUCGGGAAAUCAGACUGUCGUUGCGACCUACAGUCCUAAAGAUCAGAGCUGGGAGCCGUUGGCCGGGACCUCUACGGCCGACACUCUUGGAACUGUCACAGCUUUUACUCCUGCCAACACGGAUGUUUCAAGAUUCUGGCUCGCUGGAGAAUCGAAGAAUGGCUCUUCUUUCCUCGCAAGUUACGAUGGGUCUAGUCUCCACUUCGCUGGAAGCAUCUUCGGAGACGGCACGACCAUACGCAGCCUUGAGAUCCUCCCACUGUCCCAGAAGCAUCGUGAUAUUUCUGUUCUCAAUGAUGAUCAGACCCUGCUGAUCACAGGACAACUUGUAAUUCCCGAUUUCGGCAAUGCAUCCGCUGCUCUAUUCAACGGAACCGACCUGACUCCGUUUCUCCUGUCCUCGAAGUGGGAUGGCCAGUCGGGCAGUAUGUCUCAAUUGUUCUAUGAGAACAAGAAUCCUUACACCAGUGGUGGCCAUCACCACUCGAACGGAAUAGUGGUCCUCGUAGCUUUCUGCUGCGCUCUUGGUUGCGUGUUCUUAAUUGUCAUCGCCGGAGUUAUCUUCAAUAAGAUUCAGCGGCGCCGCCAGGGCUAUAUGCGCGCCCCCCAAGCAUAUGGAACCGACCGGCCGUCGACCAUGCGACGGGUUCCUCCAGAAUACCUGUUCAACACGCUCAAGCAUCCGAACCCAGGUACACCAGUGUUAUGA